AUGCCCGCCAUUGCAACCUUGAUAACUUCUGCCAUGAUUAAAAGAGUUCCAGCACGAGAGCACGGGAAAUAUGACCCUCCAUCCUUGUCAGCGGGGUACCCUUACAACCUGGAUUUCAACUUCAGCGUGCUAGCCCAGUUCCACAACUUCUCCAUCAACAACCUUGGCGACCCUUUCAUCGAGAGCAACUACGGUAUGCACUCAAGGCAGUUUGAGGUCACCGUGCUAGACUGGUUUGCCUGCCUUUGGGAGCUCCAGCAACAUCAGUAUUGGGGCUACAUCACCAACUGCGGAACCGGCGGGAAUUUGCACGGCCUACUAGUCGGGAGAGAACUUUUUCCCGAUGGAAUUAUAUAUGCGUCUUGCGAGUCACAUUACUCUGUCUUUAAGGCAGCUAGGAUGUACAAGGUCGAGUGCGUCAAGAUCGACACUCUAGUCACCGGAGAGAUGAACUGUGCAAUAUUGGUUAGCAUCUUACCUUCACCAACUAGAGAGAGACACGCGUUAAAUUGUUCAUAUUAUCUAUGUAAAGACUCAUCUGAUUGAUAUUGACCUUUUUCUUUCCUUGUAGGGACAAUUGUGAAGGGAGCAAUUGAUGAUCUUGACAGGAUCCUAAGCAUUCUUGAGGAAUGUGGGUUUCGAGACCGGUUUUAUAUCCACUGUGACGGUGCUCUGGCCGGUCUUAUGAUGCCAUUUAUAAAACAAGCCCCAAAGGUGUCAUUCACAAAGCCCAUCGGAAGCGUUCGUGCCUCCGGCCACAAGUUCAUGGGAUGUCCAGUACCAUGCGGUGUGAUAAUAACAAGGCUUGAGCACGUAAAAGUACUUUCUACCGAUAGUGAAUACCUAUCAUCCAGAGACGGGACAAUCAUGGGGAGCCGCAAUGGGCAUGCGCCAAUGUUCCUAUGGUACACGUUGAACAAGAAGGGUUAUAGAGGCAUCCGCAAGGAAGUUCAAAAGUGCUUGAGAAAUGCUCAUUACCUUGCCAACCGUCUCAAGGAGAUGGGAGUCAGUGCAUCCUUAAACGAGUUGAGUUGCACGGUGGUCUUCGAGAGGCCACAAGACGAGAGUUUUGUGCACAAGUGGCAGCUCGCCUAUGAGGGCAUCAUCGCACAUAUGGUAGUGAUGCCAAACGUCGGUGUGGAGAAGCUCGAUGACUUCAUUGAAGAGCUUGCCACCAAGCGGAGCUGCUGGCAUGAAGGCAAAGUGUUUAACAUAGUAUGUGUUGCAAAGAACAUAGGGCAAGAAAAUUGCCUUUGUAGUCUGCACAACAAGGACCGGGAACAGCACCUUACAAUAUGGAGUUAAUUUGAGGGGCACACAUGAUUGAUCUAGCUUUAAUAAAAUGUACAUGUCGCCACUUGUUAUCCAUUUGUGUUGAUGUACUAUCUAUA
Molecule: messenger RNA, 1391 nt
Organism: Triticum dicoccoides
Lineage: Eukaryota; Viridiplantae; Streptophyta; Magnoliopsida; Poales; Poaceae
Product: serine decarboxylase 1-like
Exons: 4
Biological process (GO): carboxylic acid metabolic process
Molecular function (GO): pyridoxal phosphate binding; carboxy-lyase activity
Source: RefSeq, a predicted model, not a curated record